UGGUACGUCCACCACGCCAUACACGAAGGAGGAGGAGGAGAAGAUGGCCGCCCUACUGCAAGAGAGGAAGGAGAAGGAGGCCAAAAAGAAGGCCUUGAAAGAGGAGCAGGCGGCCAAACUGAAGAAGAUCGAAGAAGAGAUGGCCACGGAGAAGGAGAGGCUAAUAAAAGAAGAGGAAGAGAAGUUGAAAAAGGUAGAAGAUGAAGAGGAAGACCCGCCAGUGCAGAAGAGUAGUGGACAGCAUAGCGGAAGUCCUGGUGGGGAGUUGGAAAAAAGGAUAUCCGAAUGGGUGGCUAAUCUGACUGUGGGAGAGGAAGAAGAAGUUAGCAUGUAUAUUCCGCAGGAUCAGCAAGAAGCCGCCAUGAGGGCUUGGGAUGCAGAGAAAGACCCCCUUAGACGCCAGGCGUUGGAAUAUGAGAAGAGGAUGGAGUGUGUCGUUGGAGUCGAGGUGGGACAUCGCCUUGAUAAGACUGAACGAUUCUGCGCUGGCGCCAUAGAGGGCGUCAAAGCGACAACUCCUAGGGAAGAGGAGCCGCGCCCACCACGUAGAGAACCAAUCAAAGUUAAGUUCCCGGAUUCCUAUGCUGGGAAGAGGRAAGAGAACUUUGAUAACUGGGAAGCCAACGUGAAGACCUACGUGCAUUUGCAACAGGUSUCCUCGGAUCAGCAAGUCUUGAUUGCGAUCCACGCACUUAAAGAUGAGGCCGCCAGUUUUGCAAGGUCCUUGGUUCGUGCCGCUAACUGUAGCGACGAUCCCGUUGCCUACUCCUCGUUUACCUCCCUCACCGAAUUUAUGAGAUUACUGCGCGAGCGAUUUGCUGACGUCGCUCGCRGUGUAAAAGCUUCAGAUAAACUGCAAACCAUCCAUAUUCGCAAAUGGAAAAGCGCCAGGGCGCUCAAGGGUACAAUGGACGAGUUAGUGGCCGUCCCUGAUCACAAAGUCACAGAGACCCAAUUAGUUAACCUCUUCUAUCGAGCUAUGCCCGAAGCUUUGCGAGGGCACUUCUUCGCGAAGAGCGAAGACCCUACCACGACAUAUGAUUCUCUGAGUCGUGAGGUAGUGGCUUUUGAAGCCAAAGUGCCAUGUCAGUACAGUGACCCAAGGCACCGCAGAUCGCGCGCAAGUGACACAGCCAUGGCUGCCGCAGCCGGCCAUGCCGACAGCAAUAUGCCAGGCAGUCCCAAGAGGCCGGUUCCCCCUCCUGUGCCAGUUCAACGGGCCGAUGAAGACGCACUCGCGUUUCUCGAGCGUCUCCAACAGUACACGGAGACCAAUGCCACCAAACUCCGCACAUGGGAGAAGGAGAAUGCCGCCCGACGGGAAGCCAUCCGACUCCAACAAGAAGCGGAACAGGCAGCACGUCAGCAGGCCGUUGCCGAUUCUGCAGCAGCCGCAAGGCAGCAGCAGCAGCAGCUCGACGCAAGUCAAACUCAGGCUCGUUUCCAGGCUGCAAUGAACCUUCUCAAUGAAGAAGCCGCAUACGGUAGAGUACUUCCACAGCAGCACUUCCGAGCAACUGAGGAGCAAGAAGAACCAACCGAGGACGAGAGAAACAGGGAAACUACAGCAGUCUUGAUUGAGAACCUGCUGUACACGUGCAAUUGGCAACAACGGGAACUGUUGGCUAUGCGGCAGGUCCUCAUCCGCCAUGAAGGCAACUUCAAGGCAAUGGAUCAGAACAUCACUGCCCUGCAAGCCGACACCAGCAUGCUGCAGGCCGCCGACAGCCAACAGCAGGCCAUCAACGACCGACUGCAGGACUCUGUUGAUGCCGGGAUGGCACGGCUGUCCGCUUUCGAGUCAACGGGCGGUGCAAUUUCAGACAGCAGCCCAGCUUUGGCCGCUCAAGCCAAACAACUCGAUGAGCGGAUCAAUCACAUCGUCGCAUCCCUUGGCGACAUCAGCAAGUUUGCUGGAACCUCGACAGUCAGCAGUCAAUUGAAGACGCUCAGCGAUCAAGUCCAGCAACGAGCGGCCACCAAGGAAUGGAAGAUGCCGAACUUCGAGAUCGAGAAGUUCGACAAUUACCAUAAGACUGAUCCGCUGCAAUGGUGGAUGGCGUUUAACGCGGAGGCCGACGUGCAUCAUACUCCGCCCCUACGGCAGAUGGACGCAUUGUACCUCCAACUUAUAGGCGGGGCGCAACAAUUCAUGACGCACAUGGCCGUCACGCUGGAAUGUACCAUCGCCACCCUCCACACGAAGAUCACGUGGGAGGAGUUUGAAAAGAAGUGGAAGACCCAGUUCAUGGUGAACAACGACAAGCGUCACGCCUUGAACAAGAUCUUCCGCAUCUUCCAAGGCCAGCAACCUUCGUGGGAAUGGCUGACAGAGUGGCAAAGACUCGUCGCCACCCCGGAGUUGAACCUACCGUUCGACUCAAUCCGAGGCGAGUUCUUCGCCCGGUCUUGUGACGCCUUGACGGCUGCUCUCGGCAGCGAAUUCCACUAUAAGAACUUUGACGACAUGAUCGCCAAAGCUAGAGAACUUAUACAAGUACCACCUCCGUCGACGGACGGUGGAGUAGCGGUUGUUGACCUUCGUAACUAUCUUGCAAAGAUAGAUCGCGAGUACGCAACGCAACGGUACGUCGACAACGACGCGGCGCUCCUCUACAUCCGCAUUCAGAUCGGAAAGGCGACCUGCAGUGCCUUGAUCGAUUGUGGAGCGACUCGCAACUACAUCAGCCAAGACUUCAUAGCACGCGCCGGGCUCGGCCCGCGCGUUCGAAGGAAAAGUCAGCCUACGCACGUCACGUUGGCCGAUGGUCACACGCAAAAGUCAAUCAACCGAAGCGUUGACUCGGUGCUCGUGUACUUUGCCUCGCUAGCAAGUGAGGCCGUGUCUUUCGACAUAUUGGACACCAAGUUCGAUAUGGUGCCCGUGUACUUUGCCCCGCUAGCAAGUGAGACCGUGUCUUUCGACAUAUUGGACACCAAGUUCGAUAUGAUCCUAGGUAUGUCGUGGCUGCAACGCAAAGACCACCCGGUGAACUUCCAUCCCCACACCGUUCACGUUCGUGAUCGGCGUGGCGAACUAGUCCCGUGUACGGUGCCGCUUCCUCGUCCUUCGAUUGGUUGUCACGUGGUAUCCGUGGCGAUCAUUCGCCAGUCCAUCCGACAGAACGACAUCAAGGAGAUGGGCACAUGUUUUCUUCACGCCCUCCCACCCGGUGAUCAGCCCAAGACGGAUACGUCGGACCCUCGCAUCACUGAGUUGUUGGACAACUAUGAGGAUGUCUUUCAAGCUCCCGCCGGAGUCAUACCGAAUCGGUCCAUACGCCACGGGAUCACUCUCGAGGACGGCGCCAUACCUCCGCGCAGAUGUAUCUACCGCAUGAGCGAAGAGGAACUACAAAUCGAGAUUCAGCCAAGAGAUCGGUACAAAACCGCUUCCAAGACGCGGUAUGGGCACUUUGAGUGGAUCGAUAUGCCUUUCGGUCUCACCAAUGCCCGAACUACUUUCCAAGCGGCUAUGACAACGGAAUUCUGCGACUUACUCGACCGCUCCGUACUCAUUUACCUCGAUUUCCAAGCAGCUAUGACGACGGAAUUGCGCGACUUACUCGACCGCUCCGUACUCAUUUACCUCGAUGACAUCUUGGUUUAUAGUCGGUCGCUGGACGAGCAUCUCGAGCACCUUCGCGCCGUAUUGGAGCGGCUUCGUAUCGCCAAGUACAAGGCGAACCGCGACAAGUGCGAGUUUGCCCAGCAAGAGCUGGAGUACUUGGGCCAUUACGUCACGCCGCAAGGCAUUCGUCCGCUCGCGGACAAGGUACAAGCUAUUCAAGAUUGGGGGGACCUCAAGCGUACUACCGACGUCCGCUCCUUUCUCGGGUUGGCAUCGUACUACAUGCGCUUCGUCAAAGGAUUUCAACGCAUCGUUGCACCAUUGUCGCGACUUCAGUCCCCCGGCAUGAGUUUCACACGCCGAAGACGGCUUUGCUUCAAGCUCCCCCACGGCGUUCCGAAAGACAUCGUCAGCAACCGCGACACUCGUUUCAUGUCGGCCUUUUGGACGACACUCAUGGUGGAAUCCGGCACCAGCAUGAAACCUAGUUCCGCACGGCAUCCUCAAACGGAUGGGCAAACGGAACGUGCGCACCAGACUGCGCAGAUGAUGCUCCAUACACUCAUCCGCCCGGAUCAGAAGGACUGGGUUGACCGCCUUCCCGACAUCGAGUUCGCCUACAACACUUCGGUGCACCUGGCGAUUGGCGUGACUCCAUUCGAGUUGCACCAUGGUGGACGGAAAGGACGUAUCUUCGCAGACAUUUUGCUUCCAAGGGCUGCCGAUAUCGACGCCGCUUGCUCCCCCGCUUCUACACGAAAGUACAGGGAAUUGCUGGCCAAAGCCCGCGCAAACAUGCAAAAGGCUCAGGUCUAUAUGCAGCAGCAAGCGAACCGGCGUCGCAUCCCAUGUCCAAUUCGCGCUGGCAACCUAGUUUGGGUCACCUCCAAGGAAUUCGCGCUUGAGCAGGACGUCUCGCGCAAGCUCCUCCCAAAGUGGUUUGAACUAUGGAUGGUCACUUCAGCAGCUGGCGACGACCCCACGGGUCCAUCAUUCAUCGUUGAGAUUCCCCCGCAUUUGACGGUCCACCCGAUCUUUCACGCUUCAAAGCUGGCGGUUUACACUCCACUUCAAAGCUAGCGGUUUACACUCCAGCCUCCGCAG
This is a messenger RNA of Chara braunii, 4675 nucleotides long. NCBI's taxonomy places the organism in Eukaryota, Viridiplantae, Streptophyta, Charophyceae, Charales, Characeae. The record is from the annotation of a GenBank genome assembly.